This is a messenger RNA of Elgaria multicarinata webbii, 1964 nucleotides long. RefSeq names its product hyaluronan synthase 2 (gene HAS2). Gene Ontology annotation, biological process: extracellular matrix assembly; hyaluronan biosynthetic process. Lineage: Eukaryota; Metazoa; Chordata; Lepidosauria; Squamata; Anguidae. The transcript is spliced from 4 exons. Gene Ontology annotation, cellular component: plasma membrane. Bases 129 to 1787 code for a protein of 552 amino acids. Gene Ontology annotation, molecular function: hyaluronan synthase activity. The record is from RefSeq and is a predicted model, not a curated record.
UAAUUCUCCCGGGAGCACAAGUUGAUCUGUUACCUCAAUCUGGGGGGGAAAGGGCUACAAAACCCCAGAACCUCACAACCGGCCUCUUAUUAGAUCUUGGAUGAGCAAAGGAACAGAAGGGCGACAAGAUGCAUUGCGAGAGGUUUAUAUGUAUCCUGAGGAUACUUGGAACUACACUAUUUGGGGUGUCCCUUCUGCUCGGAAUUUCGGCCGCUUACAUUGUUGGCUACCAGUUUAUCCAAACGGACAACUAUUAUUUCUCAUUUGGACUCUACGGUGCUAUUCUGGCAUCUCAUCUCAUCAUCCAAAGCCUCUUUGCCUUUCUCGAACACAGGAAAAUGAAACGAUCUCUUGAAACGCCAAUCAAGCUGAACAAAACUGUUGCCCUUUGCAUUGCUGCCUACCAAGAGGACCCCAACUACUUAAAGAAAUGUUUACUUUCAGUGAAAAGGCUCACCUACCCUGGAAUUAAGGUGAUUAUGGUAAUCGAUGGGAAUUCUGAAGACGAUAUUUACAUGAUGGACAUUUUUAGUGAAAUCAUGGGCAGGGAUAAAUCUGCUACGUACAUCUGGAGGAAUAACUUUCACCAGAGAGGCCCCGAUGAGACAGAAGAGUCCCAUAAAGAGAGCAUGCAGCACGUCACUCAACUGGUCCUGUCCAACAAAAGUGUCUGCAUCAUGCAAAAAUGGGGUGGGAAAAGAGAAGUAAUGUACACAGCAUUCAAAGCGCUGGGGAGAAGCGUGGAUUAUGUGCAGGUAUGUGAUUCUGAUACAAUGCUUGAUCCAGCUUCAUCAGUGGAAAUGGUAAAGGUUUUAGAAGAAGAUCCAAUGGUUGGAGGCGUUGGGGGAGAUGUACAGAUUCUGAACAAGUACGAUUCGUGGAUCUCCUUUCUCAGCAGCGUAAGAUACUGGAUGGCAUUUAAUAUCGAAAGAGCCUGCCAAUCCUACUUUGGCUGUGUACAAUGCAUCAGCGGACCUUUGGGAAUGUACAGGAACUCCUUACUCCACGAAUUUGUGGAAGAUUGGUACAAUCAAGAAUUCAUGGGAUCUCAGUGCAGCUUUGGAGAUGACAGACAUCUCACAAACCGGGUCCUGAGCCUUGGCUAUGCAACGAAAUAUACAGCUCGAUCCAAGUGCCUUACUGAAACACCCAUAGAAUAUCUCAGGUGGUUGAACCAACAGACCCGUUGGAGUAAGUCCUAUUUCCGAGAGUGGCUAUACAACGCAAUGUGGUUCCACAAGCAUCACUUGUGGAUGACCUACGAGGCUGUCAUCACUGGGUUUUUCCCUUUUUUUCUUAUCGCCACUGUCAUUCAGCUUUUCUACCGGGGGAAGCUGUGGAACAUCCUCCUUUUUCUGUUGACAGUCCAGCUUGUGGGUCUCAUAAAGUCUUCCUUUGCCAGCUGCCUUAGAGGGAACAUUGUCAUGGUGUUUAUGUCCCUUUACUCAGUGUUGUACAUGUCAAGUUUACUUCCGGCCAAGAUGUUUGCAAUAGCAACGAUAAACAAGGCAGGGUGGGGCACGUCGGGCAGAAAAACAAUUGUAGUCAAUUUCAUAGGACUCAUCCCAGUGUCCGUUUGGUUUACAAUCCUCUUAGGUGGUGUUAUUUUCACAGUAUACAAGGAAUCCAAAAAGCCAUUUUCCGAAUCGAAACAGACAGUGUUGAUCAUCGGUACGAUACUUUACGCGUGCUAUUGGGUGAUGCUUUUGACUUUGUACUUGGUUCUCAUCACCAAAUGUGGCAGACGGAAGAAAGAGCAACAGUAUGACAUGGUGCUGGACGUAUGAUUUGACCACUGCAUCUUUGUCCGUUUUUGCUGCCCGUGGAAAGUUUUUUAAGCGACCUGAUGACGAACCUUCUAGCGUUUGUGGCACUGAAUUUGAUAUCAUCAAGGGGAAAAGAUCACUGCUGCUGGGACUUGAACAUUAACAAUUUCGUGAACAUGCCAAAGCAAAAAAAAAAAA